CUGGUUUAACGUGCAGGUGGUGAGGGAAAGCAAGCCGGACGCUUGUCACGCACGCAGCACCGUGCUACACCUUCCGAACACCGACGUUGCAAGCGCAAAGCGUUACAGUAGACCCUGCCGCCAUGAGUAGAGGUAUCCUCGUUGUUCUCCUGACCUCUUUGAGUAUUCAUGCAGGAUGCGGGGAAUUGUCAGACAUGAAAAAUGAGUGCCCUACAAUCCCUAGGGAUCCCAAAGAAUAUGCAAGAUUACAUCCCAUGUCCUGCAUAUACUACUGUGGACAAGAUGAAAAUGGAAUCUGGAAAUAUGGCUUUUUCAAGAAUGACACACGCUGUCAGUAUACAGUAAGUUACAACGGAUUCUGUCACAAUGGAAUCUGCUAUAAAUACAAAGGGGGACACCAGCUCCCUCCGAGUACGACCGUAGUUCCACCAUCAGAUACAGCAGCGACAACACAAUCAACCAGAAAGCCUGCAAGAAAAUCGAAGAAACCGAGGCGAGGAUCCCAGCCCCCUCCGACUACCACCGUGGAUUCGCCAUCAGAGACAGCAGAGGUAACACCAUCAACCAGUAAUCCCCCGAGAAAACCGAAGAAAUCGACACCAGGGCCCCAGACUCCUACGACCGUGAUUUCGCCAUCAGAGACAGUACAGACAACAUCGUCAACUGAAAAACCUCCGAAAAAGCUACAGAAACCAAAGGCAACGAAGAAGUCCAAAAAACCCAAGAGAACCUAAACUGCAGCAGCUUCACUAGAGACUCCCGUAGGGAUGAUAAACAGAAGUUUUAGCGCUACUAAGGCGAACUUGAAAAUAAAUGAAUGGGAAACAUCUUCUCGGCA
Ornithodoros turicata is the source of this 838-nucleotide messenger RNA. RefSeq names its product mucin-2-like. The transcript has 4 exons. The record is from RefSeq and is a predicted model, not a curated record. Lineage: Eukaryota; Metazoa; Arthropoda; Arachnida; Ixodida; Argasidae. Bases 123 to 734 code for a protein of 203 amino acids.